UGCGACUGUAGAAAGGGCAUCGGCGUGAAUAAAAGGUUUACAUGUUGGAGUCAAUUUCUUGAGAUUUCAAGCAGCAUGACAGUGGCUCUGGAGAGACUCUGUGGGAGAUUCCAUCAUGUUAGCAUGAGGAUGAUUGCUACAACGCCCAGGAGAGCAGGAAGAGAUAAAAAAAUAAAUAACUUCUCUAGCAGGAAAGUUUACCAUGAUGAUACCAAAAACAAUGACAAAGUAAAUGGUCUUUGUAAAAAUGAAAAUAUUGAUUUUCUGGAAUACACUGUGUUUUUUAAUCCUUCUGCUUAUUAUAUGCCAAAAAAAAGAGAUCCGCCAGUUCAGUCUCAUGAAAAUGAGUGUGAUAUUGAAGAUACAUCUGCAAGAUUCUCUUUUAAUCCUGGUUUAAAACAGUUACAACAGCAAAGUCAUACAAAAAAUACAUAUACAGUUUCUUGCUCUCGUAGUCUAUCAAGUGUGAAGAGCAACUUUGUGGAUGAGUCCUAUGAUAUGCCUGACAAAAAUAAGGUGUACAAGUGUGAGCAUAAUGGAAAAGAUGAUGAAAUUAAUACAUAUGACAGUAAAGAGGACCCCAGGGCCUUUCAAAAACUAAGAGAAGAGUAUAAAUCCCUCUGUUACAGCAGGAUAAAGACAUGUUCAAUUUCAGUUCAAGAAGGUUUCUUAAUUCUUCAGAAAGUGGCAAUGAUGAAAGGAAAUCUAGACACCAGGAUGAUUGCAGAAAUGUUUGAAAAACUCAGCCUAGUGUCCUCUGAGCAGCUGGUUCUGAUUAAGUCUGACACAAGAUUUGCCAUGCUAUGCCGUUAUGCUGUAGAAAACAUACGUCUUUUCACCAGCUUGCAACUGAUCAAUAUAUUACAAGCCUUCCUUGAUGUGUCCUUUCCUCCUACCCACAGCAUGUUGAAUGUGUUUGAUACUGAACUGUGCAAACGAGUCUGGGACCUUUGUACUGAUGAGAUCCUUCUAGUGGCUGACUUGUGGCGUUAUUUAGGCAGGCCAGUUCAGCAGUACUUGGACCUUGUUUAUUGCAGGGUAGGACUACACUGGAGAGAACUUAACCUCCCCCAGCUAGUUCAGCUAGUUUAUAUUAUUGGAGAGAGUAGGAGAGCACCACAGCCACUAAUGCAAAAUCUGGAAAUCAUAAUUCUGAAGUUCAUAAAUGAACUGAACCCUGAGGAGCUUGGAUCUUUAUGUCUUGGAUUUUUCAAAUCCAAAUGUGGUCUCUCUGACCAAACUAUGCACAAAAUAGCUGACAGAGCUCAAACAGAGAUUAAAAAGAUGAGUAGUUAUGCGAUUGUCAAUGUCAUGAAGAUGUUGCGCUUUUCACGUAUGGACCAUUUGGGUUUUCUCAGAAGUGUUGGCGAGGUAGUUCCAGAAAGAGCAUCUACUUUAGCUGUUCAGGGGAUGAUGCAUAUAGUCCUUUCUUGUGCUUCCUUACAUUAUCUAGAUGAGAGGAUCUUUGAGUCCAUUGCUGCUGAAAUUCCUUUUAAAGCAGCCUAUUGCAGAAGCAAAGAUGCUGCCAAGUUACUGUGGUCUUUCUCUUCUCUGUGCUAUCAGCCCAGCAAUGCAGAAGUCUUCUUCUCCACUUUGACUCAAAGUAUGCGUGACAAGGUAUCUGAAUUUAACAAAUAUCCUGAGCACCUUCUCACUGGACUAUUAGCAUUGGCUUUUUCUGGCCAUUUUCCCAUUGAUCUAAUAAGUAUUGCUCUGAGCCCAGACUUUGUAAAAUUAGCCAGUGAAGCAUCACACAUGGAGCUGAAAAAAGAUCUAUUUACAAUAGAUGGCACUGUGGAGGUAGAAGUGCCUGAAUAUUCAGGACCGCGGCUUUCAUGGAAUCUCUGCAGUCAAGUUCAAGAAAUGUUAAGGGAAUCUGUCAGUAAAGACAUCUGUCAUAAACCAGAGAUAUUACAGGCAGAGUCUUUAAUACAGAUCAUGCUUGGGGGACCUCAGUAUGUUAAAAAUCACAUGAUCCUGCCUCAUAUGAGAUCAAGUGAUCUGGAAAUCCACUUUGACGCUUCAGGUAGUGCACUUGCUUUUAAUGUAACUCCUUCUACCUCUUCUUGUCAUGAAAUAGAUCAAAGGAAAAACAAUAAGGUGUUAAAAAUGUUUGGGGUUCACCUUACAGAAAAUCUUAUGUCUCAACUGGUUGGUGCAAAAGAUUGCAAAAUUAAUGACUCCAUGGUUGCAGCUGUAGAGCAUGGUUUGAAAAGAGUAAAUUGUGACUCCUCCGAGAAUGCCAUGGCUGCUUCAGUUGAAAAGAAGAAACAUUUGCAAGAAAGUAUUCUUACUGAUGGCCUAUUAGAAUCUCUUCUAGGGUCACACAAUUCCAAGUCUGCGUUGCUCUCACCCUCAGUACAAAGUGAUGCUUCCAAUUCUGGGAUAAAAAAGCUAACAGUCCAGGUGACAAACAGGAAUCAUUUUUGUUACAAUUCCCGUAACCUUUUAGGAUUUCAUACCAUGAAGAGGCGGCAACUCAUUCGAACUGGAUAUACUGUAGUGGAAUUACCAUUUUGGGAAUGGUUUCCUUUGCUAAAACGCACACGGUCAGAGAAGCUGGCUUAUUUGCACUCUAAAAUUUAUGGUGCUCUUGAGUAAAGAAACCCAUAUCUUGCAUGAACAGUGUUGUGACUUAUGGAGGAAAUACAACACAAAAGCCAAAUAUUUGACCUACUAAUUUGAAGCCUUUUGUUGAUUCUUUGUGUUAAGUAAAAGGAAACAAAAUGACCAUUAAUUUUCAGAAGAGCUUAAGUUACAAAAAAACAAGUGAUUCAUAUGAUUGUUUUUAUGUCAUAAUUUAUAGUAGGCCUUUUGUCUUUUAAAUUUCCCAAUGGACUGAAGUUAUGUAUGAGAGGCUACUUCUACAACUGCUGUCAUAGCCUUGAUGACAUAGCAUCAUCUUUGGUCAUGUUCAAAAAACAUCUGUAUGCAUUGUAAAAUAAAUGUGUUCCUUACAUUA
This is a messenger RNA of Polypterus senegalus (gray bichir), 2962 nucleotides long. It is a transcript of the gene fastkd5, whose product is annotated as FAST kinase domain-containing protein 5, mitochondrial. Gene Ontology annotation, molecular function: RNA binding. The coding region runs from base 76 to 2601 and encodes 841 amino acids. Lineage: Eukaryota; Metazoa; Chordata; Cladistia; Polypteriformes; Polypteridae. The record is from RefSeq and is a predicted model, not a curated record. Gene Ontology annotation, biological process: regulation of mitochondrial mRNA stability; mitochondrial RNA processing. The transcript is spliced from 2 exons. Gene Ontology annotation, cellular component: mitochondrial matrix; ribonucleoprotein granule.